AUGGAUUCCCUUGAAGCUAUCCUUCAUAAAAUCAUCAAUGAUAAGGAUUUCCGAUUUGAUAUAUUUAAUUUGAAAGCAGACUAUGAUGUUUAUGUUAAAUUCCCUGCGGAAUGUGAAAAAUAUAACAUUUUCAAUAAUUCAUUUUUCUUAUCAAUGGUCGAACAUUUAUACAACCUUGAUAAAGAUCAAUCUACAACACAAUUAAUUGUCUUGUUUUUCAAGUUCAUUGUUGAAAAAGUUAGAUUCACACCUCGUUUGAAUUUAAUUCAAUCAAAACGGAUAGAAAAGUUUGGCAACCCAACAAACUCAUUAUUACACUCGACAAUUGCAUCAUCAGUUAAUAAAAUAAUGAAAUCAGCACAUUGGAAUUCGGACUUACAAAACACUCCAGACUUAUUUUACUCACUUGCGUUCUUACUUCCCUAUUUGCAUGAAUGUAUUAAAGGCAUAUAUAUAAUAAUUGAUAAUUUUGUAAAUUUACAUAAUAAAUUUGACGAAAAUUACUUGGAUAAGGUAUCAAAUGCACUUUACCUAUUGUAUAAUUCCGGAUCGCAAAAUCAAGAGGAUGUUUUUACUCUUACAUUGCGAGUUAUGAUUGCAGCUAAUGGAUUACCUAUGUAUAAGCUUAGAUCAUACUUUAUAGAAAUGUAUAGUGAUAAUUCUCAAUAUUAUGAUAUAUUAAUAUAUGAUGAAAUCAAAGAUAAAAUUCAAAAUUCAAUUGAGGAAGAGCUUCCUAAAAUUCAAUUCCAAUCUCGUCAAGAAAUCAUUUCUAUAAUCGAUUCCCUUAUUAAAAAUUCAUUUCCAGACCUUAAACUGGGAGAUGAAGAAAAAAAGAAAAUUUCACAAAAAGUUGAUGAUCUCUGCAGUUCUAAUCAAAAAGUUAGAGAAGUUGAGCUGAAACUCAAGAUACUAAAGGCAUUAGCUUGGAAAGAUAUUUCUAAAAAUCUUUAUAGUUUGGUUGAUGUUUGA
This is a messenger RNA of Trichomonas vaginalis G3, 969 nucleotides long. RefSeq lists its product as uncharacterized. The transcript has a single exon. Lineage: Eukaryota; Parabasalia; Trichomonadida; Trichomonadidae. The coding region runs from base 1 to 969 and encodes 322 amino acids. The record is from RefSeq and is a predicted model, not a curated record.